Messenger RNA from Magnolia sinica, 1686 nucleotides. RefSeq names its product serine carboxypeptidase-like 1. Gene Ontology annotation, molecular function: acyltransferase activity, transferring groups other than amino-acyl groups; serine-type carboxypeptidase activity. The record is from RefSeq and is a predicted model, not a curated record. Gene Ontology annotation, biological process: proteolysis; secondary metabolic process. The coding region runs from base 53 to 1441 and encodes 462 amino acids. Lineage: Eukaryota; Viridiplantae; Streptophyta; Magnoliopsida; Magnoliales; Magnoliaceae. The transcript is spliced from 14 exons.
UUUCCUACAUGAUCCGUUUCCAGCAAAGGCAUCAAAGAACACAACAGCAGAAAUGCUGCACCCCAUCACCUUUUGCCUACUCGUAUUGAUUUCUGUCCAUCCAUGGCCUGCAAUCUCCCGAUCAGUCAUCAGUUCCUUACCAGGCUUUCCUGGCCCACUCCCCUUCUAUCUAGAAACCGGGUAUGUGGGAGUGGGGGAAUCGAACGAAGACCAGCUCUUCUACUACUUUGUAGAGUCUGAGAACAACCCGAAAGAGGACCCACUUGUGGUGUGGAUCACAGGUGGGCCAGGUUGCUCUGCAUGGAGUGGCCUUACUUUUGAAAUAGGUCCAUUGUAUUACGAGAAUGAGGUCUACAACGGGAGCGUACCCACCAUGGGUUUUAGACAAGAUUCAUGGGCAAAGGUUGCCAGUAUCAUCUUCUUAGAUUCGCCGGUUUGGACCGGAUUUUCUUACUCAAGUGGCUCAAAAGAUGGAAAGAACGGGGAUAUAAGAUCAUCCAAGGAAGUUCAUGAGUUUCUGAAGAAGUGGUUGAAUGAUCACCCUCAAUUCCUUUCAAAUCCACUCUACGUCGGUGGCGAUUCCUACUCGGGCAUCACCGUUCCUAUCAUCGUUCAGGAAAUAUCAAAUGCUAUUGAAGCUGGGCAGGAGCCAAUCCUCAAUCUCAAGGGUUAUUUACUUGGGAACCCAGGAACAGAUCCCAAAUACGACGGAAGCUCAAGAGUACCGUUUCUACAUGGCGUGGGGAUCAUAUCUGACGAACUCUACGAGGCAACCAAGAAGAGUUGCAAAGGUGACUAUACAAACCCAACCAAUCCGCAGUGUGCAGAAGAUCUUCAAGCAGUAAACGAGUGCACGAUUGGACUAAAUACAGUCCACAUAUUGGAGCCCCUGUGUUUUUUUGCUUCCCCAAAGCCCAAAGUAAUGGAGAAGCGGAGGAGUUCUUUGGAGGAAGAUUCAAGGGUGUCCCACUACUUCCAAGCGCCCUUUCAAUCUUCUGAUUGCAGGUCAUAUGGUUAUUUGCUCUCCUACUACUGGGCUAACAAUGAACGUGUUCAAAAGGCUAUCCACAUCCGAAAGGCAUCAGUGAAGCAAUGGCAAAGGUGCAACUAUGGCAUAAAUUACGAGAAAGAUGUUCAUAGUAGCUUAAAAUACCAUCUCAAUCUAACAACAAAAGGUUACCGUGCUUUAAUAUAUAGUGGUGACCAUGACAUGUCUGUUCCACACAUCGGCACCCAAGCAUGGAUUAGAUCUUUAAAUUUCUCCAUUGUCGAUGAUUGGCGAUCAUGGUCUGUUGAUGGCCAAAUUGCGGGAUAUACAAGGACAUAUUCGAACAACUUGACAUUUGCGACCGUGAAGGGAGGUGGCCACACAGCUCCAGAGUACAAGCCUAAGGAAUGCCUUGCUAUGGUCCAGCGAUGGAUUUCCCAUAAUCGUUUAUAAUUAUCAUGCAUAAUGGAGCUCUAGAGUCUUCCAAGCUUCCAACCUUAGACCAUUGGUUUCUAUAUACUAUCUAGUCAAGAGAAGCUCAUAUUUGAGUCUUCUUACAAGAUUAAAAUGUACUGUUUAACAUCCAUGCAAAUCACUAUCCCUAGUUGUAAAGUCUUUUAUAGACAUCCACAUAUUUUAGAAAGCAAAAUAGGAAGAAAGAGAUGAUAAAUAAAAAACUUCUUUAACUAUAAAUAUAU